Molecule: messenger RNA, 682 nt
Organism: Suillus subaureus
Lineage: Eukaryota; Fungi; Basidiomycota; Agaricomycetes; Boletales; Suillaceae
Exons: 6
Coding region: 19-594 (191 amino acids)
Source: RefSeq, a predicted model, not a curated record
CCAUCCCCUCCAUAUUCAAUGAGCUAUCUUACUGCAGCACGCUGCUCUGUAAAGAGAGUUUCCGGAACUUUCAGAGUUUCGUCGCGAUACGCAAGUGCGAGACGGUACACUAGUACGAUGCAUGACAAUGAUCCGGAGACGUUGGAGCGAGAGAAACGAAGAAACUUGUCCAGAAUCCAGCAUGAAACUUCAACCCCAAUCGAUGACGCACCAGGGUGGAACGAAGAUCUGGCAUCUGCAUCUGAAGCACACGUAAAGGCUGACCGCUCUUCCGUCACGAUUAACGAUCUUCAGCGCAAGACGAUUGAUUAUAUUAAUGCGAAGCACCAACCGGACGAGCAAAUGGAUCACAGAGAGGCAUCUUACCUGAAAGACGAAGUAACUGGUCCCCUCGGUGCUGCCAGAGUGGGUGAGUUUGAGGGCGUUGUUGGUGCUGGUGAUCUUGGAACAGAUCAGGAAGGCGCCGACAUGGAGCCCGACGGGCGCACUAUUAAGCGGCACGUCGUCUAUGAGGAGAUAACAGAAGUCACGAGGGAGCCCUGUCCAACGGAGAGCGAGGCUGAUGUAAAGGCAGACCGCGGGGAAUAUUCUUGAAUCAUGCCUGUUGUUGCGCGAUUAAUGUCGCUCUUAUUCUAUUGAUACUCAACUUCUCAGUCAUAUUCCAUGUACUCAAUCACUCCGA